Messenger RNA from Carassius gibelio (silver crucian carp), 3386 nucleotides. Its product is annotated as melanocortin receptor 5-like. The transcript is spliced from 2 exons. Gene Ontology annotation, biological process: G protein-coupled receptor signaling pathway. Gene Ontology annotation, cellular component: membrane. Lineage: Eukaryota; Metazoa; Chordata; Actinopteri; Cypriniformes; Cyprinidae. Bases 174 to 1160 code for a protein of 328 amino acids. Gene Ontology annotation, molecular function: melanocortin receptor activity. The record is from RefSeq and is a predicted model, not a curated record.
CCUCCUCCAGCGCGAAUAAACGCCUCCGGACUGAAAGAAAUGCACAGUCUUUGAGAUUCUCAGCGGUGAACAGAUUCAGCACUCCUGUUCCAAACGAGAUAAAGAUGCCCUGCUCACUGACACAGUGACUUCAAGAAAAGCCUACAACAUUCCCACUGAAUCCCUCAUCCACGAUGAACACUUCCGAGGCCACCCUGUCACUUUGGGCCAUCAGUGCCAACUCCAGCCCCGUCUUGGAUCUCCUCAACGCCACCGAGACCCCGUCCCACGCCAAGCCUAAAGCAUGCGAGCAGCUCAACAUCGCCACAGAGGUGUUCCUCAUCCUUGGCAUCAUCAGUCUCCUCGAGAACAUCCUGGUCAUCUGCGCCAUAGUGAAAAACAAAAACCUCCACUCGCCCAUGUACUUCUUCGUCUGCAGCCUGGCCGUGGCCGACAUGCUGGUGAGCGUCUCCAACGCUUGGGAGACCAUCGUCAUCUACUUACUCACCAACCGCCAGCUGGUGGUGGAGGACCAUUUCAUCAGACAGAUGGACAACGUUUUUGACUCUAUGAUCUGCAUCUCUGUGGUGGCAUCCAUGUGUAGUCUUCUAGCCAUAGCCGUUGAUCGCUACGUCACCAUUUUUUACGCUUUACGAUAUCACAACAUCAUGACGGUGCGGCGGGCUGCGCUCAUCAUCGGUGGAAUCUGGACCUUCUGCACCAGCUGUGGAAUAGUCUUCAUUAUCUAUUCUGACAACACGUCUGUCAUUGUGUGCUUGGUCUCCAUGUUCUUCAUCAUGCUUGCGCUCAUGGCCUCCCUCUACAGCCACAUGUUCAUGCUGGCGCGAUCUCACGUCAAACGCAUCGCCGCCCUGCCGGGCUACAACUCCAUCCACCAGAGAGCCAGCAUGAAGGCGGCUGUCACCCUGACCAUCCUUCUGGGCAUCUUCAUCGUCUGCUGGGCUCCGUUCUUUCUCCACCUCAUCCUCAUGAUCUCCUGUCCCAGAAACCUCUACUGCAUGUGCUUCAUGUCGCACUUCAACAUGUACCUCAUCCUCAUCAUGUGUAACUCAGUCAUCGACCCUCUCAUUUACGCCUUCAGGAGUCAGGAGAUGCGGAAAACGCUGAAGGAAAUCAUCUGCUGCUACAGCCUGAGGAACGUCUUUGGAAUGUCCAGGUAGUUUCAAACCCCGAAAAACGAGAGAUGGAUUAUCAUAUCACAAGAAUUAAAAAAGUUUGAGAGGAAUGUCUCAACCCUUGAUUUUGAAAGCAUGAUUUUUGUGAUGAUAUCAAGCAAACGCUCUCAAACUUGCAGAACGCUGGGCCGUCAAUCAAAAGCUCUUCAAUGCACAAGGAUGCCUAAUGAGAUAACUGUUGAUAAUAAAUGUAAAUAUUGUUGCAGAAUUAAGGAGGUCUUAUAAGUAUGGAAAAUAAAAUCCUCAACAGACAAUGUGAUUUAAUAUCACAAUCUCCAGACACACGCAGGAGCCUUCAAUCAAAGCCUGUGGGAAAAACAAGUGCAAUCAUUUGUCAGAAUAAUCAUGCAAAACACAGCCUGAUGUAAAGCUGUGUAGGUAAGAUGACACUGUAUUAUAGCAUGCAACUCACAUUGCUGUUCUCUGUGGUUGCCAAAGAAAGUGAGAAAGUAUGAGCUACCGAAUCAGAUGAAAUUCAAUACCAGCAGUUAAUAUACAAUAUAUACACAAAUCACAAGACAGAACAUAUGAAGUACACUUAAAGAAAAGAAUCUUAAGAUUUGAAGGCCUAUCAUAUCACUAACAAUUUUCUAACAGUCUGUGAAGGCAUCAGGAGUUUUGUAAUAGUGCCUGUAUAAUAAUGUGUGUAUUUAUGUAGCUGCAAAAACAAACUAGACAUAUAUUGAUAUUAAAAAAAGCCUUAUUAUUCUGUGCAACCACAAAAAUAAAAAGCUAAACAAAACAACGUUAGUAUUUCUGACAUUCUGAAGCACUUAUGGAUAUGCUGACAAUUUACAUAUUAUUAUCCUAAGCACGAAUAUGUACUUGAAGUUGGGGGUCUGCAGUUAUUCUCAUUCUGUGUAUUUGCCACUGACCCUUCAAAUGUAAUGACAUUCAUUUCUUUGGCUUUAAAAAAUAAAAACUUUUUCAUAGAUGUCUGUUUGCUGUAAAGUUUGAGGGUGAGAAUCAGUGUCCCUGGUGUUUGUCAUUAUGCUGCUUACUGUCUACAGCUACUGAAUAAGUACAUCUGUAAAGAUGGAGGUAAAAGCAAAUGUUUUGUUGUUUGUCACUGUUUCUGCAUUCAGUCAGUAACUCAGUGACCUUUCAAGAUAAAGUCUAAUAACCACAGAUAAAACGAGGACUAAAUUACACACAGGACUCCAUCUAUUAAUCCAUGUGUAAUUCUUAUAAACCAUGUUCAGAUAGACUACAUGCACCUGUUUUUUUUUUACCUGGUUGACCAAAUGCAAUUAUAUUGCUAUAUUCAGGAGACUUGGGCUAGUUGUCACACUCAGUGCUGCAGUGAAUAUUUCCCUGGGGGGCAUUUUUAAUAUUAAAUUCCUACACUCGCAGAGAAAAAGGUACAAAAGCUGUCACUAGGGUGGUAUAAAGAUGCUCCCUUUAAGCAUAAACAAGGUACCAAGGUGAACAUUUUGAAAAGGGUACUACUGUGUGUCAGUGAAAGCUUUUGUAGCUUUUUUAUUUUGUGUAUUAAGAAACUGCAGGAAUGUCAUUUACUGUAUGAAUGUUUUGAACUGGAUUUUAUAGAGAUUUGCAGAAAACAGUCUAUAAAAGGCUUUUGACUCAGAACAAUAAGUUAAUAAGAUAUGUGAUAGCUAGCCCUGUCUUAUCCAACAGCCUACAAAAGGUACAUUCGAUUUCAUAUGCGAGGCUGUCCUUGCUAUGUACAUUCUAUGAAAUGUUUUAUAUAGAAGUUACAGUUUGUUUCCUGUAGUAGAUGAUCCUUGUCACUUCUGUUGAAGUCAGAAUUUAAAGGUGUAAGUAUUUAGUCUCUGGUGUUGCUCGGACUGUGUAAAUAUGCUCAGUUUGGCUGUUCGUCAGCUUGAUUUUUUCCCCCUUGACUUUGGUUCAGUCUCUGACUUUGUGAAAUGCCAUCGCUUCUUAAAUGGGCUCAUGAUGGUUAUCAUAGAAUGUGCCUUAACUGUUUUUUUGUGCUGUCAAAACGACCUGCAGUCUGUCUGAUCUGUCCUUGGUUUCUCUGUGGUUCAUUUAUACUGCUCAGGUCUGUUGGCUCUCCAUGAAGAAUCAAUGACAAUCUACCUAAACCCCUCACUGUUUCACUGAAAACCGCUUGAAUCCAAUUCCACAAAAAAAAAAAAAAAAAAAAAAAACUAUUUGCUCGAGUGAUUGCAAAUACAAUUAUCAGACAAAUUACUUUACUAUAAUAUGAAUAACAAAAAAUAAUAAAUA